Medicago truncatula (barrel medic) is the source of this 1050-nucleotide messenger RNA. RefSeq lists its product as uncharacterized. NCBI's taxonomy places the organism in Eukaryota, Viridiplantae, Streptophyta, Magnoliopsida, Fabales, Fabaceae. The record is from RefSeq and is a predicted model, not a curated record. The transcript is spliced from 3 exons. Gene Ontology annotation, molecular function: nucleic acid binding; RNA-DNA hybrid ribonuclease activity. The coding region runs from base 1 to 1050 and encodes 349 amino acids.
AUGUGGUUUCCGGAUCAGAUUAGAGGUUAUAUUGUCUGUGGUGUAUAUGACAUGUUUAUAUCACAGGAACAACCUCAUGUACAUGUUCAUCAAAAUAUGGAGUUAAUAUGGCAUAAACAGGUUCCUUUAAAAGUUUCUAUCCUUGCUUGGCGGUUGUUGAGGGAACGAUUACCUACUAAAUCCAACUUGGCAGAUCGUGGCAUUGCAUCUGUGGAGGACCGAUUUUGUGUCACAGGAUGUGGGCAUGUUGAAGAUGUGAAUCAUAUGUUUUUGUCUUGUCCAAUUUUCGGUGCAUUGUGGCCUAAGGUGCGGGAAUGGCUUGGUGUUGAAGGUGUAGAUUCUCAUGCUAUCUCAGAUCAUUUUGUGCAAUUUAUCGAAUAUGCAGGUGGCUUGAAAUCCCGUCGAUCUUUAUUUCAUUUGAUUUGGCUUCAGUGUGUUUGGGUUUUAUGGACUGAACAGAAUGACAGGCAUGUACGAAAUAAGAAACGUUUUGAGGGGAUUGAUGUUGAUGUGACUGUCACUGUUCAAAAGGCACAAAGAUCUAUUGUCAAUUUUAAGAGUGCUGGUAUGGUGUUGGUGGAGACACUAAGUGGAGGUUCAAUUUUGCCAAUAUCUGAUGUACAUUGGACACCUCCUUUUAGUGGUUUCUAUAAGCUUAAUGUUGAUACAGUAGGUCUGAUGGAAGAUGAUAAGUGGGGUAUUGAUUCAGAGGUUGCAGAGGCUUUAGCUAUGCGGAAGGGUUUGGAAUUUGCAAAAGACAUGUCUUUUUUGAAUCUUAUAGCAGAAUCAGUUGCUUCUAAUGUGGUUUUAGCGUUGAAUGCUAACCAACAAUCUCCCAACUAUGUUGGCUCAAUUAUUCGAGAUUGUAUUAAUUUUAAGGGUAGUUUUCGUAGUUUAAAUUUUUCGCAUGUUAGGCGUGAAUCCAACCAAUCUGCUCAUUAUUUAGCAAAAUAUGCUUUUAAGAAUUUAGAUUGCAUACGGAUUGAAGAAACUCCGCCUUAUAUUUCUGCAGUCUUGACAUUUGAUUUAUUGCCAAACUUUCUGUUGUGA